CCUUGCCUUACUCGGCACCUACUAUCUAUCCUUUGUACCCCGAUGGACACUCCCUCCCGCGCUCCUGCUCCGCCUUCGCUCAACCUUGGGCCCGUCAGGGCCGUCGCCAGUCCCCUCGAGGGCAGCCCUCAGUCGGCAGACAGCGUGACACCUGGUCCAUUCUCAAGCGACUACCCUGCCUCGCCAACCUCCACCACCUCCCCUUUGCUCUGGGGUGGUCGCAAGGCUUCAUCCGGGUUUGGGCCCGCUUCCUUAGAGUCCCUGAAGAAACCGUCUCCUGUCGUCUCGCAGAGGAAGGUCAAUGCCCAUAGCUACUGUGGUAGACAUUCGGAUGAGUUCUUGUUUGGCGGCAAGGGGUUUGGAGAUCUCUGGCGGGCUGUUAUCAAGAAGUAAAACAAGCCUGAGGGUAGAGGGAAGAGAUUGAUUCAAUUUGGUUUUUGUUUGUGAGGACGGUUCUUGGUCGAGAAAACGGGCCGCUGCUGGGCAGUCGCUAAGGGAGGGACAAUCUGGGACCUGAAAUGGGCAGAAAUUGGACAAACAGGACGGGCAGUCUUGGUAACGGUCAUUGGCUUUUUGGCAUCAAGAAUGACAUCCUGUGCGAUGGAACAUCAGAGAGCAUCGUUUCUUUUAGAAAGCAUGGUGUAUCUCUCCAUUAGAGAGGGGAGGUUGACGUCGUAUCAAUGAGAGAUCUCUGUACUGUGCAG
This is a messenger RNA of Parathielavia appendiculata, 704 nucleotides long. RefSeq lists its product as uncharacterized. The record is from RefSeq and is a predicted model, not a curated record. Lineage: Eukaryota; Fungi; Ascomycota; Sordariomycetes; Sordariales; Chaetomiaceae. The transcript has 2 exons. Bases 43 to 393 code for a protein of 116 amino acids.